Helianthus annuus (common sunflower) is the source of this 3939-nucleotide messenger RNA. RefSeq names its product carbamoyl-phosphate synthase large chain, chloroplastic. Gene Ontology annotation, molecular function: metal ion binding; ATP binding. The transcript has 4 exons. Gene Ontology annotation, cellular component: cytoplasm. The record is from RefSeq and is a predicted model, not a curated record. Gene Ontology annotation, biological process: L-glutamine metabolic process. The coding region runs from base 146 to 3655 and encodes 1169 amino acids. NCBI's taxonomy places the organism in Eukaryota, Viridiplantae, Streptophyta, Magnoliopsida, Asterales, Asteraceae.
CGAACAACAUAGCAUUUUUUGGGCAAAGUGUAAAGUAUAACGGAGCAAGUGGAGAAAAAAAGCCGGUAUUUUGGCUAAAACCUAAUCUGGCGCCGCUCUCUUUCCCUCAUCAUCUCUGUUCACCAUCUUCAACAAGCUUUCAUCUAUGGCGGCUCACUGCUUCAACCCCUGUGACAACAUCCUCAUCAAACCCACUAACACAUCCACUUUCAUAUCCCCCAAAUCUAAAUCAUACCCCUUCUCAUUCUUCUCCCUAAACAAGCCCAAAAUCACCCACCAAUUAUCCUCUGUUUCAACACGCACACCAGCUGUUUGCUCAAAUGCCUCAACCACCAAACCGAUUCAAGACAAGAAACCACAAGUGGGUAAGCGUACUGACAUUAAAAAGAUUAUGAUUCUUGGUGCUGGGCCGAUUGUUAUUGGGCAAGCUUGUGAAUUUGAUUAUUCUGGUACUCAAGCUUGUAAGGCGUUAAGAGAGAAUGGUUAUGAGGUUGUGCUUAUUAACUCAAACCCUGCAACUAUCAUGACUGAUCCCGAGAUGGCUGACAGGACUUACAUUGAGCCCAUGACACCGGAAUUAGUCGAGCAGAUUAUCGCGCAAGAGAGACCCGACGCGAUUCUGCCCACGAUGGGCGGGCAGACCGCGCUUAAUCUUGCGGUCGCUUUGGCCGAAAACGGGGUGCUUGAUAAGUAUAAUGUGGAGUUAAUUGGGGCUAAACUUGAGGCUAUCAAGAAGGCCGAGGAUAGGGACUUGUUUAAGCAGGCGAUGAAGAACAUCGGGCUUAAAACUCCGCCUUCCGGGAUUGGUACUACCCUUGAAGAAUGUUUUCAAAUUGCCGAAAAGAUUGGUGAGUUUCCUUUGAUUAUUAGGCCCGCAUUUACGUUAGGGGGGUCUGGUGGUGGGAUUGCGUAUAACAAAGAGGAAUUCGAGGCGAUAUGUAAGUCAGGGCUUGCAGCCAGUGUGACAUCACAGGUUUUAGUCGAGAAAUCGUUGUUAGGAUGGAAGGAGUAUGAGCUUGAGGUUAUGAGGGAUUUGGCUGAUAAUGUGGUUAUCAUAUGUUCAAUUGAGAACAUUGAUCCAAUGGGUGUGCAUACUGGUGAUUCGAUCACGGUUGCCCCUGCACAAACCUUGACCGAUAAGGAGUACCAACGGCUUCGUGAUUAUUCCAUCGCGAUUAUUCGGGAAAUUGGUGUUGAGUGUGGUGGUUCUAAUGUGCAGUUUGCUGUGAAUCCAGAAGACGGUGAGGUUAUGGUUAUUGAGAUGAAUCCUCGGGUUUCGAGGUCUUCUGCUUUGGCGUCGAAAGCUACUGGUUUCCCUAUUGCGAAGAUGGCUGCUAAGUUGUCCGUUGGUUAUUCGUUGGAUCAGAUUCCGAAUGAUAUCACGAUGAAGACACCUGCUAGUUUUGAACCGUCUAUUGACUAUGUUGUCACAAAGAUACCAAGAUUUGCAUUCGAGAAAUUCCCAGGAUCUCAGCCCGUAUUGACGACACAAAUGAAGUCUGUCGGUGAAUCGAUGGCAGUUGGACGAACGUUUCAAGAGUCUUUUCAAAAGGCGGUUAGAUCGCUUGAAUGCGGUUACUCGGGUUGGGGCUGUGCACCGAACAAAGAGCUCGAAUGGGACUGGGAGAAAAUCAAAUACAGUUUGCGGGUCCCAAACCCGGACCGUAUUCACGCUCUAUAUGCCGCAAUGAAACGAGGCAUGAAGGUGGAUGCGAUCCAUGAUAUAAGUUUCAUCGACAAAUGGUUUCUCACACAACUUAAAGAAUUAGUAGACGUUGAACAAUACAUCAUGGCGAAAGGUUUAUCUCAGCUUACUAAAGAUGAGUUUUACGAGGUUAAAAAGCGCGGUUUUAGUGAUAAACAGAUUGCGUUUGCUUUGAAGUCAACUGAAAAAGAAGUCCGGGUCAAACGGUUGACUUUAGGAAUCGUGCCGGCUUACAAACGUGUUGAUACUUGUGCUGCUGAGUUUGAAGCGAACACUCCUUAUAUGUAUUCGUCUUAUGAUUAUGAAUGUGAAUCGGCUCCAACUAAAACGAAAAAGGUUUUGAUUUUGGGUGGUGGGCCUAAUCGUAUCGGUCAAGGGAUCGAGUUUGACUACUGCUGCUGUCAUGCUUCAUUUGCUCUUCAGGAUGCAGGGUACGAAACCAUUAUGAUGAAUUCAAACCCCGAAACCGUAUCUACCGAUUACGAUACAAGCGACCGUCUCUACUUUGAACCGCUAACGGUCGAAGAUGUUCUUAACGUCAUCGACAUGGAAAAGCCCGACGGCAUCAUUGUGCAGUUUGGCGGUCAAACCCCGCUGAAACUCGCUCUACCGAUCCAACGCUAUCUCGAUGAGCACAAACCGGCAUCGGCUAGCGGCGGUCGGGUCCAAAUAUGGGGCACGUCGCCCGAUUCCAUUGACGCAGCCGAGGAUCGGGAGCGGUUCAACGCAAUUUUGAAAGAGCUACAAAUCGAACAACCGAAAGGUGGGAUAGCCAAAAGUGAAGCCGAUGCGUUAGCUAUCGCGUCGGAGAUCGGGUACCCGGUUGUUGUUAGACCGUCUUAUGUUUUAGGUGGUCGGGCCAUGGAGAUUGUUUAUAGCGAUGAAAAGCUAAUAACGUAUCUUGAAACAGCUGUUGAGGUGGAUCCGGAACGACCUGUUUUGGUUGAUCGGUACUUAUCCGAUGCUAUCGAAAUCGAUAUUGAUUCACUGGCAGAUUUGCAUGGUAAUGUUGUCAUCGGUGGAAUCAUGGAGCAUAUCGAACAAGCUGGAGUCCACUCCGGUGAUUCCGCUUGCAUGAUUCCGACAAAAACGGUUUCACAAUCGAGCCUUGAAACAAUCAGAUCGUGGACCACUAAACUGGCUAAACGGUUGAAUGUGUGCGGGCUUAUGAACUGUCAGUAUGCAAUUACCGGCUCUGGGGAUGUUUUCUUGCUUGAAGCAAACCCGCGGGCCUCUCGUACGGUUCCGUUCGUUUCUAAAGCGAUCGGACGCCCGCUGGCUAAAUACGCUUCACUUGCGAUGUCGGGAAUGUCUCUUCACGAGCUUGGAUUCACAAAAGAAGUCAUCCCGAAACAUGUUUCGGUUAAAGAAGCCGUCCUUCCAUUUGAGAAAUUUCAAGGAUGCGACGUGUUUCUCGGGCCCGAAAUGCGUAGCACCGGUGAAGUAAUGGGCAUCGACACGGAUUUCUCCAUCGCAUUCGCCAAAUCACAAAUCGCCGCAGGCCAGAAGCUUCCCGUUUCAGGGACCAUUUUCCUUAGUUUGAACGAUAUGACGAAACCACAAUUAGGGAAAAUUGCGCGGGCGUUUUUGGGGCUCGGGUUUACGAUCGUCGCUACUUCCGGGACAGCUCAUGUUCUUGAAAUGGAUGGUGUUCCGGUUGAGCGGGUAUUGAAGCUUCAUGAAGGGCGUCCGCAUGCCGGUGAUAUGAUUGCAAACGGGUUAAUUAACUUAAUCGUGAUGACUAGUUCUAACGAUGAUUUGGAUCAGAUUGACGGGCGUCAGUUGAGGAGGAUGGCACUUGCGUACAAGAUUCCGAUUAUUACGACGGUUUCGGGUGCUUUGGCUACUUGUGAGGCGAUAAGAAGCUUGAAAACUUCCAAGUUCAAAAUGGUUGCUAUUCAAGAUUACUUUGUAGAGCAGCAGAUUGGUAAGACCACUGCAGCAAUUUGAAGGGAGUUCUAGGUUUGUGUUGCGGUAAUUUUAGUUUUAUUUUAGAAUUACUAGGAAGAAUUGUGUUUUUAUUUGUUUCUCCGCUCUAUGUGACUUUUUUUUUUCACCUUUGUGAUGCUUGUUUUGAGAACAAACGACACGUAAUAAGGUGGUGUUUGUAACAUUUUAUUGUCUUUGAUAUAGCCCGUUUGAAGAAUCGAAUAAUGGUUUUGGAAAGUCUGUUGGGUUCCGGUCGAGUAAGAACUAAGAACCCAUCUUGAUCUGAACAAAAUUCAUGCUUUUUU